Molecule: messenger RNA, 1119 nt
Organism: Ooceraea biroi (clonal raider ant)
Lineage: Eukaryota; Metazoa; Arthropoda; Insecta; Hymenoptera; Formicidae
Gene: CREG
Product: Cellular Repressor of E1A-stimulated Genes
Source: RefSeq, a predicted model, not a curated record
GAGCCACGCAGCGCGGCGUGCUUGAUCUUCACCUUCCCAGGAAGAUAUCGCUGAGUAGUCCAAUUACACACUACCGUGUAGCAGUGCAACGCCAACAGCUUUACCGUCGUGACGAUGUUGCGGAUCGCGAGCGUUAUUGUUUUAUGCGUUCUACUAUGUUGCGAUGCGCGCAAGUUCGAUGCACGAUUAAAGCAUAACGAACAGUGGAAGGAAUUCGAGGAGUUUCUCAAAUGGAAGAGAACGAAACAGUCGCGCGAAUAUAAUACGAACGAGUUUCUAACGCGUGCGAUCGGAUUCGACGAUGACGGGGACGCACAAAGGAGCGACGAUCGAGUCACGCAAGAUCCACCGCCGCCUCAUCAGGCGGCUCUAAUGGCCAGAUAUGUCGUUAAUCAAGCUGAUUGGGCAGCUGUCGCGACAAUAAGCACACGAAAGGAUGUCGAGACGUUCCCCGUUGCGAAUUUGAUUUCCAUCGGUGAUGGACCCGUGGGAAACGGAACUGGGAUACCGUACAUGUAUCUUACUCCUCUUGACUUUACUGCUAAAGACCUCGUUAAAGAUCAUCGUGCGACCCUUUUAAUGUCACUAGCACAAGGAAACUACUGCAAGGACAAAGAAUGGGAUCCAAUGGACCCGCGAUGUGCUAGAGUCAUGUUAAGUGGAAAGAUCAAGGCACUGAAGAAUACAACUGAGGAACACAACAUUGCGAAACAGUUGUUUUUUGGUCGUCACCCGAAAUUGGAAAAUAUGCCUACUGAUCAUGAAUUCUUCCUUGCCAAAUUAAAAAUAUCAGCGAUCGCUCUGUUGGAUCAUUUCGGUGGGCCAAAAUAUAUCAACGUCAAGGAUUAUUUGCAUCCACCCACGGAAGAAUUGCAACGACACUUUUUAGCAAGCUACCUUUUAUCUAAAAGGGAGUUCAUUCUGCCAUAAUUUCUAAGGAAUCAAUCAACAUUGAAAAUCCAAAUAUUUGUAAAAGAGAAUUUUAGUAUCUAUUGUUAGAAAACAAUUUGUAGAAAAUUUGUAGAACUGAAUACACUUGAGGACUACAAUUAAGUAUAUGUAACAAUUACUUUUGUUAUACUGUAUACUUUAGAAAAUAAAGUAAUAUUUAGUAAAAAG